This is a messenger RNA of Parathielavia appendiculata, 278 nucleotides long. RefSeq lists its product as uncharacterized. NCBI's taxonomy places the organism in Eukaryota, Fungi, Ascomycota, Sordariomycetes, Sordariales, Chaetomiaceae. The transcript has a single exon. The record is from RefSeq and is a predicted model, not a curated record. The annotation marks the transcript as partial.
CGGUUACAGCCAUUCGUCAACCAUUACCAAGACAGUCAGUCUUAUGUAGUCCCAGCCCUCAAUACCGUGCAAAUAUAUCUGCCGUAUAAGAGCACUGGAGUGCAACUAUAUAAAGUCCUAUUCAGGUUCCCAAUGCUAAUGCCGUUCAACUGGGAAUCGCGGGUAUAAGGAAUUCAACGACUUAGAACCAAAGGAACAGGUGAACCGCGAGACGGCCCAAGAGACGGCUCGUUAGAUCCAGGGCUACGUCGAUUAUGCCCGGCGAAUGAUCAUGAGGG